Molecule: messenger RNA, 10100 nt
Organism: Limanda limanda (common dab)
Lineage: Eukaryota; Metazoa; Chordata; Actinopteri; Pleuronectiformes; Pleuronectidae
Gene: tecta
Product: tectorin alpha
Exons: 35
Coding region: 237-8360 (2707 amino acids)
Biological process (GO): cell-matrix adhesion
Molecular function (GO): protein binding
Source: RefSeq, a predicted model, not a curated record
CUUGGCAACUAACAGAAGAACAACAAACCCCGAACAGAUCGCGGAGGCGGCUCCUGUGAAGGGGUGGAGGCCUGUGAUGUGACGUGCUGCUGAAAACGGGCUCUGCUUUGGUCUCCGCUACAUCAGAGGUAAGAGACUGAAGAUCUGUGUAACGAGAAACUGUCCCUGACAGAAACAUCAGACUCCGGACGCCACGCUCGGACGUUUGGCAAACGCAGCACCUCAGGGCUGGAACCAUGGAGUCAUCCUCUGAUGAAGAGGAGGUGCGCACCUUCGUCCAGGGCGUCAGCGAGAAGUACAACCCAGACAACUUCCCCUUUGGCCAGGGCCUGGGAGUGGUGGUUCUGUCCACCCCUCCAGGAUCUCCGGUCAAGGAUCGCGUCUUCCUGCCCAGUAUUCUGGUUCUGAACUCCUAUGGAAUCCGUAAAGCCGGCGACAAGUCGGACAUCGCGGCGUUCUGCGCUCACGUGGUCGAGCUGGACCUGUCCCACAAUCAGCUCAAUGACUGGGGAGAGAUCUGCACCAUUGUCUCCAACACCCCCCACCUGGACUUCCUCAACCUGAGCAUGAACCCUCUGUGCGGCGCCGAGCUGGAGCCCAGCAUGGCCGAGAUCUUCUUCAGGGUCCGACAUCUUGUCCUGAUCAACACAAACGUCAGCUGGGACACCGUGCACACACUCACACGACACACACCAGAGCUGGAGGAGCUUUUCCUGUGCCUGAACGGCUACAACACCGUCUCCGAGUCCCAGACGUCCUGUCCGUCGCUACGUCUGCUGCAGAUCACAGACAACCAGCUGCAGACUUGGGCGGAAGUGAGGAAGUUCGGUCCGAUGUACCCGUGUCUGACGAAGCUGGUGCUGGCCAACAACAGCGUGGAAUCUGUGGGCGACUCUCAGGAAACCCUGCAGCGCCUGUUCCCCAACCUGCGCAGCAUCAACCUCAACUACUCAGGGCUGAGUGAGUGGGAGGACAUCGAGAGGCUGAAGUUCUUCCCUAAGCUGGAGGAAGUCAAAGUGAUGGGGAUUCCUCUACUGCAGCCGUACACAAUGCAGGAGAGACGCAGCCUUGUCCUAGCACAGCUGCCGUCUGUAGUGGUGUUGAACGGGGGUUCGGUGUCUAGCGGAGAGAGGGAGGACGCUGAGAGGUUCUUCAUCAGGUUCUACCAGGACUGUCCCAAACAGGAGCUUCGCGAGAGGUACCACAUCCUCGUGUCCAAGUACGGCCAGCUGGCUCCGCUGGCCGAGGUGGACCUGAGCCCCUCCUGCACCGUGGUGGACGUCCGCUGGGGGGACCGGGUGGAGACGGUCAGCCUCCACCUGGAGCAGACCGUCGGCGACUUGAGGAAGCACCUCCGAGCGGUGCUGCAGCUGCCCACCAAUGGGAUCAGGCUCUUCUACAUCAAGCGGGAGAUGUGCUCGGUGCUGGGACAGGAGGAGUUGAGGUGGGGGUCCCGGGCGCUUCACUCCUACCGCAUCCAAGACGGAGACGAGAUCCUAGUCGUGCCCAAAGUGAAAAGCCGCUGCAGCUCCUCAAACCUUGGGGAUCACGUGGAGCUGCUGCUGCCGCCGCUCAGUGAAGCCCCCCUGGCAGAAAGUCGGGGGUCUCGGGUCCGGGGACAGAGAAACAGAAGAAGCGGUGACGCUCAGGUUACCGCUCAGGUCUUCUGGCUCUUCUGUCCAGCCCAUGAAUGGAGCGGCUCUCUGUCCCUGCAGCUGAGAAACGCUGAGGCCCCGUCGGUAUGCAGCAUAACUCUAAUCCUGAGUGCGAUAUCUAUGCCACCCACCCCUCGGCACAGCGUCACCAGCAGCACCCAGUUCGGGAGCAGAGGAGCCAGUGGACCACUCAGUCACAACGCAAAUUUCCCCUCCACUGCUUCCUUCUACUCCCUCUACACCACGACCACUGGAUGGUCCUCUGCUGGAUGGGACACGGCUGUGAGGAGGCUGCCAGCUAGUACUCAGGACAUCCUGUACCCGUAUGGACCCGGCCACAGGGAUCUCGAGACCCCCAAGAUGGAUGAUGGGAGUUCUCCAGAAAUUAGCUUGCUCAUUCCCUUUGUUUUCUUCAACAUCCCCUACCGUUCCAUCUAUGUGAACAACAACGGUGUGAUCUCCUUCAACGUGCAGGUUAGCCAGUUCACACCUGAGGCUUUUCCGCUGAGCGAUAGCAGAUCAUUCAUUGCUCCACUUUGGGCAGAUGUGCACAACGGCAUCCGCGGAGAUGUCUAUUACAGAGAAUCCACAGAGCGAGAAAUACUGGAAAGGGCAACGCAAGAUGUCCGGAAGUACUUCAAAAAUGUGCCGACCUUCACCGCCACCUGGGUUUUUAUUGCAACAUGGCACCAGGUCACCUUCUAUGGAGGAAGCCAGACAACCCCGGUGAACACAUUCCAAACGGUACUAAUCGCAGAUGGCGUCGCAUUCUUCACUAUGUUCAACUAUGGAGAAAUCAUAUGGAGCACAGGAACGGCCAGUGGGGGGGAUCCUUUAACAGGACUUGGUGGGACAACCGCUCAGUCAGGUUUCAAUGGUGGAGACAUUGGUCACUUCUUCAACCUGCCAGGAUCCCGGUCAAAUGAAGUAGUGAACAUUGAACAAUCAACCAAUGUUAACAUUCCUGGACGCUGGUUCUUCCGUGUCGACACUGAAUUGAUAGAUCCCGCAAACGGCUGCAGCUUCAAUGGGCGUUACUACAGGCGAGGGGAAAACUUCUGGUUGUCUGAUCGGUGCUUACAGCGCUGCCGCUGCCUCGACAUUGACAACGAGGUCCGCUGCCAAGAAGCUCCGUGUGGGCAGCUGGAGACCUGCGAGCAGCAAGAAGGGGCAUUCUACUGCCAGCCGAUCCGCACCAGCACCUGCGUGGUAUUCGGCGACCCUCACUACCACACCUUCGAUGGCUUCCUCUAUCACUUCCAGGGGACCUGCUCCUACCUGCUGGCUCGACCCUGCUGGGAGGUGACAGGACUGCCCUUCUUCAGUGUGGAGGCAAAAAACGAGAACAGGGGAAUCACCUCUGUUUCCUGGCUCAGAGAUGUCACAGUGGAAGUCUAUGGUCACCGUGUCAUGUUACCCAAAGGCAGUUUGGGAACAGUCCAGGUGGAUGGCUUGACCAAAACUUUACCUGUCCAACUCCAGCUUGGGGCUAUCAGGGUGUAUCAAUCAGGGGUUGCAGUUGCUUUGGAAACAGAUUUUGGCCUCUUGGUAACGUACGAUGGCCAACAUUAUGCAUCCAUCUCCCUACCAAGCUCCUACUUCAACAACACCUGUGGCCUCUGUGGUAACUACAACGAUGACCCUGCGGAUGACCCUGUGCUUCCUGAUGGCUCUUUAGCAGAAAGCGUGGUGGAGUUGGGAGGCAGCUGGCGAGCGGAGGACACAGACUGGAGGUGCACAGAUGGCUGCACGCAAAACUGCAGCGUGUGUGACCCUGUGACAGAAGCCUUCUAUUUUCGCCCAGACUACUGUGGGAUCAUCAACAAAACCGAUGGACCGUUCAGGGAUUGCCGAGCAGUAGUGGACCCCACAGCCUUCGUGUAUAGUUGUGUAUACGACAUGUGCAGCAACAGGGAUAACAUCACCACACUCUGUCAGGCCAUCCAGGCAUAUGCCCUUGCCUGCCAGGCCCUAGGCGUCACGAUACGAUCCUGGAGAUCUCGAACCUUCUGCGGUGAGAUUUUGUCGUUGUCGUGUCCGCAGUACGGCCAUUACCAAGUGUGCACAAGCGCCUGCCCGGCCUCGUGUUCGGACCUCACCGCUCCCCUGUACUGUGCCCACCCUUGCACCGAGGGCUGCCAGUGUGAUGCAGGUUAUGUUCUCAGUGGCAGCCGUUGUGUACAGCGGGAAGACUGUGGCUGUGAGAGUAAUGGCCUCUAUUACCACCUUAAUGAGACGUUCUGGGCAGGUCCCAGUGGCGAGGAAGGUGAAUGUUUCCUCCACUGCACCUGUGGGCCUGCUGGAGAGGUCUCCUGCUCCAACGCGUCCUGUAAGGAGGGGGAAGUAUGCGUGGCAGAAGUGGGCCGUCUGGGCUGCUACCCUCGGAGGGAGGGAGUGUGCGCAAUCACCGAGACCUCAGUGUCCUCCUCCUUUGAUGGCACCUUCUUGCUGUUCCCAGACGACAGCUCCUAUUACCUUCUGAAGCUGUGUGGUCCAGUGCCAGCGAAUGGCUCCAUGGUGGAGGUGAAGAUAGGCAGGAGGCUGGUAAACAAAGGCCCCUCUUGGAAAAGACCUGUGGUAGUUACAGUGGCUAACCUUGAAGCUCAGAUCGGAGGGAUGGAUUUUGACACAGUAAAGGUGAAUGGUGAACAAGUGGCGCUUCCUUACGUCCAUCCAAUGGAGACAAUGAUGAUCUACAGGGCGCCAGGCAAUGCCACAGUGGUGGAGGCACGUGGUCUUCUUCGUGUUCUCUACAACCGCCAGGGAUACCUCAACAUCUCCCUCUCCACCAUAUUCUACAAUGUUACUUGUGGUCUAUGUGGUGUGUUCAAUAGCAAUGCCACCGAUGAUCUCCGCCUCCCCAAUGGACGCCUGGCAGACUCGACUGAACAGUUCACAGACGGCUGGCGGGCCAUCGCUGAUGACCUCACCUGUAACGGUGACUGUGAUGACCUGUAUCGCAUGUGCACUGACUUGCGUAUCUACCAGAGUCCUUGGAUGUGUGGCAACAUCAACGACCCCGGGAACAGUUCAUUUCUGGCGUGUCACGCAGUGGUCAACCCGUCACCCUUCUUCAGGAACUGCUUAUAUAACAUGUGUGUGAGGCAGGGGAACCGUUCAGCUCUGUGUUCCUCACUGCAGGCGUAUUCCACUGCUUGUCAGGAUGCUCAAAUAGGCCUCAGUUCGUGGAGGACUGCUACCAACUGUCCUCUUCCCUGUCCAGAGAACAGUCAUUUUGACGAGUGCACCCACGCCUGCCCUCUGACCUGUGCCAACCUGGAUGAGCCUGAAGAGCCGUGUCCUCUGCCGUGCCAGGAGGGGUGUCAGUGUGAGGACGGCUUUGCGUUGCGGGACGGCCUGUGUGUGGCACGCAGCGACUGUGGCUGCAUUAGCCACGGCCGGCAGCUGGCCACUAAUCAGACUUUCUGGACGGAUUGGGAAUGCCAGGAGCGCUGCUACUGCAAUGGCUCUGACAACAGUGUGUACUGUCAGCUCGCACCCUGUCACCCUGAGGAGUACUGCCAGGAGAACGAGGGCCUUUAUUUCUGCCAGCCGCGCACCGAGGCCCUGUGUGUGGCGGCUGGUUAUGGACAUUUUCUGCCCUUUGGUGGUGUGCCGUUUGAGCUGCAGAGCUCUUGUACUCUUAGGAUGGCCACUUCCAACUGCGGAAGGGAGAACAUGGACGAUACUGCCGUCUCUGGAACUUUUCCCCAGUUCAAGUUUGCAGCUCGGAACGAGGAAAGGGACACAGGCUCGGCCAUUUGGGUGAGGGGCUUCGUACUGGAGGUCUACGGGUAUGAGAUUGAAGUCUCUCGAACCUACAAAAACACGGUGACGGUGAAUAUGGAGCGUUUGUACCUUCCUCUGAAGCUGGGCCCAGGAAAGGUCAACAUCUUCAUCUUGGGCAAACAGCUCAUCCUGGAGACAGACUUUGGCCUGAAGGUGGCCUUUGACUGGAACACUCUCCUCCUGCUGACUUUGCCCCGAAACCUCUACAACGCCUCCUGCGGCCUCUGCCAUGGCAUGCCCGUAUCCCCCCCCACCCUUACCACCACUGACUGGGGCAUGGCGUGGGCAGAGAGGGACACCUUCUGCCAGGUGGGCUGUGGAGACUCCUGCCAGCGCUGUGGCCUGGGAGAGAAAAUGCGGCUGUGUGGGCUAAUUGCGGAUCGAGGAGGUGCGUUUGCACGCUGUCACAGCAAGGUGGCGCCAGCCUUCUUUUAUCAAGGCUGCCUCCAGGACACCUGCAUGGACCAGGGGGCCCAGGAUACAAUCUGUAACUGGCUGCAGAUCUAUGCCAGCACCUGUCAGACCCAAGGAGUGCCUGUAACUGGCUGGAGGAGCGAUACACCAUGUGUCCAGAGCUGUCCGCCGAACAGCCAUUACUCCGGCUGCGUGUCGGUCUGCCCGCCCCAGUGCGCCCCCGCCCGUGGCCAGAGGGACUGCAGUCAGGAGUGUGCGGAGGGCUGCCAGUGCGACCAGGGCUACGUGCUCAACGGCAAGAGCUGCAUCCUGUCUCAGAACUGUGGCUGCUACACCGAUGGCAAGUACUACGAGCCCAAGCAGCUGUUUUGGAACAGCGACUGCACCAAACGCUGCCAGUGCAUCGGACGGAACCUGAUCCAGUGCGACCCGCGGCGCUGCAAGGCGGAGGAGGAGUGCGCCCUGCGGUACGGGGUUCGAGGCUGUUUUGCCCGUCGCUUGCAGCACUGCGUGGCCUCGGGCGGGGGGGUCUUCAGGACCUUUGACGGGGCGUCACUGCGGCUCCCGGCCUCCUGCUCCUUCGUCCUGUCGACCAACUGUCACAAACUGCCCGACCUCUCCUUCCAGCUCAUCGCCAACUUCGAUAAGUGGAGCACGCCCAACCUCACCACCAUCUCUCAUGUCUACCUCUACAUCAACGAGGAGAAUAUACUCGUGUCUGGCAGCACAAUCAAGGUCAAUGGCACAACGGUGUCGCUGCCAUUCCUCACAGGGCUGAUGACACGUCUGUCCACAUCUGAAGGCUUCAUCGUCAUCGACACACCGCAGGACAUCCAGAUCCGGUACAACCGCUUCAACACCCUGAGCAUCACCAUGGGCCAGCGGCUGCAGAACAAGGUGUGUGGCCUUUGUGGGAAUUUCAACGGAGACGCCAGCGACGACUACAUCACCUCCAGAGGCAAGCCGGCCGUCAGCGCCCUGGAGCUGGCCCAGAGCUGGAAGACCAACGGUAUGCAGAACAGUUGUGACGAGACCCAGUACGUGGCUCUGGCCCAGUCAUGUGACAACACAGCGGUGCUGGCGCUGCAAGGUGAAGACGCCUGUCAGAAGCUCACCCAGGUGAAGGGCUUCUUCCAGCCGUGCCAUGGCCUGCUGGACCCCCGGCCCUUCUACCAGUCCUGUUACCUGGACGGCUGCUACAACCACCGCAAGGCUCAGGUGUGCGGCUCGCUGGCGGCCUACGCCGAGGCCUGCCGCUCCCUGGGCACCCUCACCACCAAGUGGAUCACCCAGGAGAACUGCUCAGAAUGGAUCUAUGACCCCUGUGCAGGAGAGAUCUGCACAAACUUCACCUGUGAGCUGGAGAACGGAGGCGACCUGUGCGGCUGCCCAGAGCUGCCCACCAGCACAGGAGGUGAUGAUGACAUCAUACAGGCAGAGGUGAUGUGUAAACAUGCGCAGAUGGAAGUUUCCAUCUCCAAGUGUAAACUCUUCCAGCUGGGCUUCGAGCGAGAGGACGUGCGGGUCAACGAUGAGCACUGCGCCGGCAUCGAGGGCGAGGACUUCAUCUCGUUCCGCAUCAACAACACCAAGGGACACUGCGGCUCCAUCGUGCAGUCGAACAGCACACACAUAAUGUACAAAAACACGGUGUGGAUAGAGAGUGUGAACAACACGGGGAACGUCAUCACCAGAGACAAAACCAUCAACGUGGAGUUCUCCUGCGCCUACGAGCUGGACCUGAAGAUCUCCCUGGAGACCGUCCUCAAACCCAUGCUCAGUGUGAUUAACCUCACGUUACCGACCCAGGAGGGAAACUUCAUCACAAAGAUGGCUCUGUACAAGAACGGCUCGUACCGCCAGCCGUACAGGGAGGGGGAGGUGGUGCUCAGCACGCGGGACGUCCUGUUCGUGGGCGUCUUCGUGGAGGGCGCCGAUGAGAACCAGCUCAUCCUCAUCGUCAACAUGUGCUGGGCCACGCCGUCCCGCUACAGCAGCGACCGACUCCGCUACAUCAUCAUAGAGAGGGGGUGUCCAAACAUCAAGGACAACACCAUCGGCAUGGCAGAGAACGGCGUCUCGCUCACCUGCCGCUUCCACGUCACCGUCUUCAAGUUCAUCGGGGAUUACGACGAGGUCCACCUCCACUGCGACGUCUCGCUCUGCGACUCGGACACAAACGCCUGCAAAGUGAACUGUCCACACAAGAGGAGAAUGUACUCAGAGGACCAGAACCAUCAAGAGCACAUACUGAGUGUGGGACCCAUAAGAAGGAGAGAAUCCGACUGGUGCGAGUACCACAACGGAGGCUGUGAGCAGAUCUGCUCCAGUAAAGGAACCGGACCAGUGUGCAGCUGUGUGACUGGGAUGCUGCAACGAGACGGGAAAAGCUGCCGGACCGUGAGCUCGAGCUGCACCGCUCCACCUGCGGUUCCUCUGCUGGUCGUCGGCGCUGUGAUCUCCGUGUUCCUGGCUCGUGCUCAGACGCCUCUCCUCUCCUAACAGCCCGAGAGCCGAGGGCGACGCCAGCGGACGAAUCGAAUCAAACUCACGAAAGACUUGAAGAGGCACAGCAGUGAUUAGACAGUAGAUCGGCUGUGAGACAGAUUUCUAGACGGAACUCGUAGUUUUCUCCCUUCAGCUCUGCUUCCUCCAUUAUUUACAUCUCAUCGCUGUAUCGUCCGUCUCUUAGAAGACACUUUCGCCAUCUUCAGACCUGAUGUGAACUUCUGUCCUGAGAGAUCCGAUCACAAGUAGGUUAGGAAACCAAUCAAGAACCGUAGGGGUUUUAUUCUUUAAUUUAUCUGAAACAAAACAAGGAAUUUGAAGGUUGUCGUGAUUUUUUAUUUAUUAGGAUUUUUCAUUAUUAAUGAAAAUUUUACAGCCCUAGGAAAUAGCCAGCAGAUUAGUUGAUAAUGGAAAUAAUCAUAACAUCCAAACCUGGAUGCAACAGACCGACACAUCCUGCAGAAAUGCUCAUUGUCAGAAUCUGUAAAGCAACACGAUGCAACUUUUUCACCUUAAAACUGCAGCUUUACAUUGAGUUGAUGGUUCAGUGACAGUGUUAUCAACGUCCCACUGACGCACACGCUCCACCAAUUGGGAUUCAGUCUCAACUGUGAAUCAAUAAUCACAUUUUUACAGCAUUAAAUAUCUAAUUUAAACCAGAAUUAUUGUAAAAAAAAAUUAACUUUGCAAUCACAAAUUGUAUUUGACAUUUUCAUUUUUAGUUUGGUCCAUGUCCUGUGCACUAACAUGGAGGAGGAGUUUAUGACCUAUGCUGCAGCCAGCCACCAGGGGCUAGUUGAGACACUUUGGCUUCACUUGUAGGGACUUACCUGUUUCCUUUUUUUCAGUAGACAGCUUCAGAGUCAUAGUUAUUUGAUCUUUCCACAUAUUUGACAUAUCCAGAAGGAGAAUAUCUGAUCCAGACCAGCUCUAGAUGGGAUCCGGUUGGUACCAUAGCCACUGUAUUACACUGACUCUGUAUAUACACCUGCAGUACGUGUCUGUCCAUACCCAGAAAGAUUAUUGCUCGGUACACAUAACCUCUAAAUGUCCUGCUGUAAUUUAUUCACUUCCUACGAUCUCCGGAUAAACUUCCGUUCAGUUUUUACCAAAAAUAACAGAAUAAAAUGCAUAAAUUUACUAAAUCUACAUGUGGAACACUUAAAUCUCCGUGACAGAAUAUUUCGUAAUGCGUAAAUGGAAGUUAUAAGUUUAACCAGGAUGUCGAGGGGGAGUUUGUGAAUAAAGUGAGUAUUUAUAUGUGAGGAGAGCACCUUGUGAAAUGAAUACUCGUAAAUUUUAAACUAGUACCACGUUGUCAGCGUGUUGUGGCUGUAAGAUAUAUUCGGCCAGUUGUAGUUUUCUCAUGUCGCUGCAUAUAUGUUCUAACGUUUCCCCUCACACGUUCUGACUGUGGACAUAAUACUGUCAGCAAAGUAAGUAUAAGUACACUCCCCACACAGUAUCUUUGUACUCGGCACCUUCAUGUGUUAUAAGUGUCAGAGUAUCACCACAUAUCUGAUGUAAACCUUCAGUGUUCUUCAGUUGAAAUUCUAGUUUUUGUUAUUAGUCCUGUUUUUCUACCUUCUAUGUACAAAUGUACAGUCCCUGUCACUUUGGUGGUUUUAUGUCUCGAGCGUUUUUAAUAAUCAGUAUCUUUGUGUGUGUGUGUGUGUGUUUGUUCAAAAACCUGACAACAGAUGUAUUAUCGUUUGAGAGCAGCGUCACCGUAUA